This is a messenger RNA of Daldinia childiae, 819 nucleotides long. RefSeq names its product Ureidoglycolate lyase. The coding region runs from base 1 to 819 and encodes 272 amino acids. Lineage: Eukaryota; Fungi; Ascomycota; Sordariomycetes; Xylariales; Hypoxylaceae. Gene Ontology annotation, molecular function: ureidoglycolate lyase activity; ureidoglycolate hydrolase activity. Gene Ontology annotation, biological process: allantoin catabolic process. The transcript has a single exon. The record is from RefSeq and is a predicted model, not a curated record.
AUGCUCAUCCGCACCCUCCCCCUCCCCACCCCCCUCACAAUCCCAACCGAGCCCCUAACCCCCAGCUCCUUCGCCCCCUUCGGCGCCGUCUUAACCAACCCAGCCCCCGACCCCGGCCCUCCGCAGCCGCAUCAUCUUCAUCCCUCUUACCUCAAGGCACGGCGCCGUGUCCGCCAACCAGGGCACCCCAUCCAGUACCGGGGUUUGGCACCGCCGCUGCGGGACCUAUACGCCCAGGCUCCGAGCGGCAAGAGGGCCACGCCGCGGACUACUAUGUUUGUGUGCGGCGCGCGGGAGUUGGAGCCUGAGUCGGGAAGGGAGAAUGGCAAUGGCAAUGCUAGUGCCGGCGGGAGUAACAGCGCGGGGCUAUUUACCGUGCAAGUCCUCGAGCGCCACCCCUUCACCACGCAGACCUUCAUACCUCUCAGCUCCUCCUCCUCCCAUUCCUCUUCGUCAUCAGUACAAUACCUAGUCAUCGUAGCGCCGACCUUACCCCCCACCAGCGCAGACAACGACUUCCCCGUGCCCGAAGACAGAGCGCAAGCCACGCUCCCGGGCCGCGGCAUGCCGGACCUAAGCCGCAUCCGCGCGUUCCUAGCGACGGGCUCGCAGGCCGUGACCUACGGCGCGGGGACGUGGCACGCGCCGAUGGUGGCGCUCGGUCCGCCUGGCUCCGCGGUUGAUUUCGUCGUCGUGCAGUUCGCUAACGACGAGCCGGUUGAGGAUUGCCAGGAGGUGGCUCUUGAGGGGGGAGGGGAGGGUGGGGCGAGGAUAAGGGUGAGGGUGCUAGGGCGGAAGGGGGAGGUUUCGAAACUGUAG